Molecule: messenger RNA, 4599 nt
Organism: Oncorhynchus tshawytscha (Chinook salmon)
Lineage: Eukaryota; Metazoa; Chordata; Actinopteri; Salmoniformes; Salmonidae
Product: reticulon-4 receptor-like 1
Exons: 3
Coding region: 1033-2487 (484 amino acids)
Cellular component (GO): plasma membrane
Molecular function (GO): protein binding
Source: RefSeq, a predicted model, not a curated record
CAUUUAUGUGAAUGACAUUGCCCUCUAAACACGAAAUUGGAAUGUAUGUAAUAAUAAGAUAAUUGUAAUGUUUUCCCUUCAAGUGGAUUGCUGAACAUUCAGACUUUGCCUGCAGACACCGUAGAUAACGGAACGAGCCUACAUAGAGACGGACCGAGAGGGUGCAGUGAUGAGCCAGAGUGGACCCACAGCUCUACUUUCUUUAGUCUACAUUGAGCGCAGAAUGGCGAAAGUCUGCAUUCUCUGAGGAAGAGGCGUAAAUUGAAAGGUCCUCACAGAUAAGACCGGAGAACGGCAGGAAUUUUACUGCAGCUCCUAAACACUACGGGAAAGCGCGGGAAUAUAUUAUUGGAGGGAUUUAUACGGAACGAAACUCAUCAAAGUCCACGUUUUUAAUCAGGAUUUGAGGACCCAGCGCCUAAUCCGACUUCAGAGACGAAAUGUGAAUCUAAAUAACUUCUGUUAAUGAAAGAUUUGAACGAAUAUGAUAUGAUCCAUCCGACUUCGUUCGAGAAGGAAUUUAGAUUGCCCUUUUAAAAUUAUUAACUCUAUAUUUGGAGGCUGUGAGCACAGUCGUUUUGCCCAAAACAUGGUGAUAGAUGUUUUGCGUUCAUUUAAAGUGAGUGUAAAAAUGAUGGUUAUCAAGGGUUGAAACGAUCUGUAAGGGGCAUCUCACAAGCCGAACACCAGAGUUAUUUUGCUUUUGAAAGGACAUUUUCAAUGCAUUUCUUCGCAAUGCGUAACGUUACCCUUGCGUAUUUUCCAAAUCCUGCUUGAAAAGGUCCGUCCCAUAGACCAGCCUACUCAACGGGAUGAGAGGAGACUAACGUUCGUUGACAAUUUUAUACAUCACAACUGAAUGUUUUGGCUGGACGGCACGGCGACAAGAGGAGCUACAUUAGACCCAUCAUAAAACAAAUAAACAUUUUAAACUUUUAUUUUCAGAACUUCGAAACUAGAGAGCGCACGUUUAGUCUGGAAUACAAGAAUAGAUGAUUUUCAAAAGACUGAGGACGACAUAAAUCUUCCACCAUGUUCAAAGGGGGCUGCGGGCUGGAGUUCCUGCUGGUUCUCUGUGGUCUGGAGCUUUCCUGGUCCUGCCCACACCACUGUAUCUGCUACACCGCGCCCAGUACUGUCAGCUGCCAGGCACACAACUUCCUGUCCGUCCCCGAAGGCAUUCCCCCGCACAGCGAGCGCAUCUUCCUGCAGAACAACAAGAUCCACCGGCUGCUGCAGGGCCACUUCAGCCCCACCACGGUCACACUGUGGAUCUACUCCAACAACAUCACCUACAUCGAGCCCUCCACCUUCCACGGCUUCGCCCAGCUGGAGGAGCUGGACCUGGGGGACAACCGUCACCUACGUUCCCUGGCUGCAGACACCUUCCAUGGGCUGGGCCGGCUCCAUGCUCUGCACCUGUACCGCUGUGGGCUCAGUGCGCUGCCCAGUAACAUCUUCCAGGGGCUACGCAACCUGCAGUAUCUCUACCUACAGGAUAAUCACCUGGAGUUCCUGCAGGAUGACAUCUUUGUGGACCUCCACAACCUGAGCCACCUAUUCCUGCAUGGGAACCGUCUGUGGUCGCUGCACCAGAACACCUUCCGGGGGCUGGGGGCCCUGGACCGCCUGCUGCUGCACCACAACCAGCUGCAGUGGGUGGACCGCCUGGCCUUCCACGACCUGCGUCGCCUCACAACCCUCUACCUGUUCAACAACUCACUGACCGAGCUGUCUGGAGACUGCCUGGCACUGCUGCCUGCCCUGGAGUACCUGCGCCUCAACGACAACCCCUGGGAGUGUGAUUGCAAGGCCCUGUCGCUGUGGGACUGGCUCAAACGCUUCAGAGGUUCUACUUCGUCCGUAGGCUGUCAGGCUCCGGCCGAGGUGGCUGGGAAGGACCUCAAGCAGCUCCGCAAGGAGGACUUCCCCAACUGCUCUGGUUCUGAGUCCCUGCACCAGAGCAAGACCUGGGCCGGGACUGAUAAGGUGUCUCUGAAGAAGGAGCCACACCCGGUGCCACCGCCUCACUCCCACCCCCACCGUCCUCACCACAACGAGUCACCACACUAUCCCUCGCCACCCUCGCCUCUGCCCCAUCCACCCCCGUCCAUAAGCGGGGAGGGCACAGCAUCAGAGGGACAACCUGGGGUGGCGCCCCCUCAGAGGCCAGGCCGCGCUCGGAACUGCACCCGCCAGCGUGUCAGGGGAGGCAAGGGGAAAGGGCAGAAUGAGGUGCAUACCUUAAAGGAGAUAGCCGAUAAGGAGUAUUCCUCGCCCGAUUUUGAAGGGGGCAAAUAUGACCACACGUCCCCGGAUGGCACGGUCACGCGGAGGAAGCAUAAGUGCCCUCCCCGGACCACUGUUCGCCCCCCUAGUGGGGUGCAACAAGCCACCAAUAGGGCCACGUUCUCCCAGCCCUUAAUACAUCUCAAUGCCAUAAUGGGAGCUUUGUUGCCCAUGACCAUUGCCCAUAUUCUCCGCUGACCUAGAGGGAGGGAUAGAUACUGGCUAAACGACAACAGUGCAGUCCUUAGACCUGCUCUAGCUCCUGCACAACAAGGUCUGUGUGUGUGUGUACUUUGUGUGUGUGGUUGUGUGUGUAAAACAUUGUGUAGGGAGCUGUUUAGACUCUGAAAUAGACUUUCAAACAUCAACAUCAAAUGUGGGACGGGGAUGUGUGAGGGACGGGGAUGUGUGAGGGACGGGGAUGUGUGAGGGACAGGGAGUGAGGAAAGACGAAAGGAAAACACAGAACACGCUUGCACUGCCACUGUUGCCAUUAUGUUCUCAUUUCCUGUUGUCAUUUCCUGUUGUCAUUUCCUGUUGUCAUUUUCGACUCUGCUGAAGCACAGAUAACGAAACUUUUUUGGGGAAAAAAGAGAUGGUGAAAUGCAGCAAUUUAGCUAUGAGACAGAUAGGCUCUAAGGAAAACGUGUUGAAGCCAGCUUUAAUUAUCAGUUCACAGUUUGUAAAUCCUUAUUGAGGGGUGAAACAGAAAACAGAUGACGUGGUGAAAGAAACCAUCACAGAGGAGUCUAGCCCAAUCUUGUGUUUCAUAUUAUUUGCCAAAUGUUUUUUAUUACAUUUAUUGCCAAUAGCUGCUGCAUAGAAUUGGGCCACCGAGGAAUUCGAGGGUAUUGCUCAUCAAUAGAGAUAAGCAGGAAGCUGCCCGGUCAUAAAUCAUAAUUCCAUAUCAGAACAGGAAUGUGCAACGCUCACUUCUUAGCAGAAGUAAUGGAAAAGUACAGAAACAGCACUGCAAAGAGCAGCACACACACAGACCAGUCAGCUCCAGCUACAGUAUGAUAACUAGGUCACUUCUGCUCCAUGCUCAGGUAACAUUGACCCCGAGCUACAUAUCUAGGUAUACAUCUUCUGCCUACUUUACAGUAUUUCUACAAUAUUUACAUUCUGCUUUAUUCAUUCCUGCUUCUAAAUGUCCUGCCUUUCUACCUGCUCCAGGUCAUUUUCUACAUGUGCUACUACAUAUUAAGCUAAUAUACCCAAGCUGCUAAUUAUCUGUAUGGAGGUGAGUGGGACUGUGGUCCACUCCCAUCUCCUUCAAAACCAGUGUCCCCCCACGAGAAGGAAGCUGUGAAUAUUGAUGGAUCUGUCUAUUUCUUGUCUCAAAAUGUUGUUUGUUUGAUUUUGCCAAGACGUAAAGAGUACCUAGAGAUGGAGCCCUAUACAGGGUACAGAGCCUUAGGGGUUAAGGGUCAGAUUGGCUAUUCUCAGUUUCCCAGUGAGGCUUUGGGCUUCGCUGAACAGAACACUCUUCAGUGUGGGCAUCCCCUCCUCAUUGAGAACGUGAGGAACAUUUAUAUUGUCCUAAUCAUUGGACAUCAAAGGAAAACAACUGCCCAACAAGACUAGAGAAAAAACAAAAACAAUAUGUGUACCUUAAAUGACUUCUGUAAUGAAUAAAAGAUUAUAAGAGGGGAAAAUGAUUGAAUCGAGCAUGGCAAACCGUGGAGCGCUCUCUUGGAAGUAAUAGAACUGCUAAAAUGCCCCUCUACACUGACUGCUGUUCUUGUCAAUGGAUGUGGGGAACCAAGAGAAAGACAAUCACUUCUAAAGUAGCAGGGGGUUUAACAGGACCAUGGAUAGACAGACAGACAGACUACUGCUGGACUACUAUCCCCCUGGACUACAGGAGCUUUUUGCCUCCGGAAAAUACAACAAUAAGUUGACGAUGUUUGUAAUAAUAAUGAUGUGAACUGUACCAUUAACAAUGACAAGAGGACUAACUAACUGCAGUUCUAAUAUUAAUCAUUUAUUAUGAGAAUAACAAUAUGACGUCAUCCACAAUGAAAACAGGGUUUCUGCUCCCCUGAUGAGGGGACAAUCUUUCUUUAAAUUCAUUAACCAUUUCAUUUUUUUUUGGUUUGCUAAAAGGAACAUUUUUAUUUCCUUUUUUUUGUUACAUCCUGUCAAACCCUUUAUCGGAUAAAAAUGCACAAUUCAGUUCCCCCUACUGUUCCCCAUCUAUCUCCUGUCUUUGCCAUGAUUGAAGGGUUCAAUAAGUCGUUAUCAAAGAACAACAGUACAAAAUGUUUAUAAAGAUAUUAAAAUCUAUAUCUUCUUAUGUUAAAGAUG